Molecule: messenger RNA, 1347 nt
Organism: Chironomus riparius
Lineage: Eukaryota; Metazoa; Arthropoda; Insecta; Diptera; Chironomidae
Source: the annotation of a GenBank genome assembly
AUGCCAAUGAAUACCGCUAAUAAUCAAGAGUCAGAAGGGAUCUGGAACAGUGAGUUAAGAACUGCAUUCAAUGAUUUUAAAAAACGCCGUCGAUCGCUUCCAACUCCUCCGGAAGUUGAAAUCGCGGUUAAUACUCCUAAAAAACAAAAACAUUAUGCAAGAAGGAACGUCAACGGCAACAAAUUUAUCAGAAAUAAAAUUAAUCCAGUCGACAUAAAUCAUACUGUUAUGCAUGAAAAAAAUGAUUUUCUACCUGAUACGAAUAUGAGAAAUUCUACGAUGUCAGAACGGUUCGUAAGUAUGGAUACAUCAGAAUCGGGUCUUGACUUAACUGAAGUACAAUGUGACGAGUUUGAUAGAAAUCUCGCCAGUACAUUGGAAAUGAUUAAAAAAAAAGAGGAUCCACAUUUAAUUUUGGAGAAACUCGUCUCUCAAUUGUCUGACAACAACAAAAAGACUCAGGAAUCUAUCCACAAAAUGAGCAAUGAUUAUGUCUCUCGCUGCAAUUACUUAAAUGACCAAUUAGUAAAGCUGGAAAAUAGUGUUAUUAAGAAAAUCAAUUAUGUAAUCGAAAAAAAUGACGAGAGGGUAAAAGCUCUUGAAAUUACCCAAAAAUGCUCCAAUGAGAAUAAUAUUAUCUGGUUGAGCUUCACCGAUCCAAAAGAAAUAGAUGAUUUGCGAGUGAAAACUAAAAGUGAGUUAAUCAGAGACACCAAAAAAAUCUUCUCUAGAAUGGACAUCCAGUUGAAUAGCGUAAAUCGAGUAAUUAUUGAUGUUUUCAUUAACAAGGUUUCUAUUAAAACCAGCAAUGGCUACGAUAACGAAUUAAUUAUGGGAGUUAAGUUUAUAAGUUCCGGGGUUGUCCGAGACCUAAAACGACUAGCCUUUAGCUAUGCCAGAGAGCAAUUCAUCUCAAAACAUUACGACGCAAUACGAUAUAUUAUAAGAGAUAACUGGAGUGUUGAUAUCUGGAAACUGCUCCGUGUAUGCUAUGACCUCACUAACUUUAAACUUAUACAAAAGGCUCAUGUGAGUGACGCUGGAAUAAUGGUAUACUAUAAUAACUCUGAGAACCCGCCCGAUAGCAAUACUACUAUUAAAGAAAGCCAUAAAACAUUAAUACGAACCGAGUCUGACUUGGAUGAACUUAGAUCGUCCAUUAAAGAUGUUGGUCUCGAAAUGUCUGCAUUUCAAUUCUACAACAGCGAAUAUUUCAAGCUGAAUGCAAUGGAACGUAAUAACUAUAAGCAAGGCUUUAUUAAGGAGUCAUCCGUUCUCAACAACAUAAAUUCAGACACCACCGCAACUAACUCGAAUAAUUGCGGUAUCAAUGUUCAAGCAAAUUGA